UACAACCUCCAUUCUGUGGACACCCCAAAUCGAAAACCGCUUUAAAAUCAAUUAAUGUAAGGCGCCCACACACGCACAGACUCUGACUCUCUCUCUCUCUCUCUCUCUCUCUCUCUCUCUCUCUCUCUCUCUCAUCAGUCAUCGUCAUCCCCCAGCCAAAAUAAAAAUCACUUUUUUUUUAUUUCAGUCUCCUUCUAGAUUCCUCUCACUUACUCACUACUGCUGCUAACCCACCCUUCUACUUUUUGUGUUUGCCCAUAAUCACGUUCUUUGAUUACUGCCUCCCUCCCUCCUCUCCACGAAGAUUCACCAUAAUCUCCCCCCAAUUAGGAAGCAAUCUCGCAAUUCCAUUCCCGUUCAAAUUCUUCUUCUCGCGAUCUCUCCCUCUCUGCGGCGCGCUGGGUUUCCAUCUCAAUGGAUCCUCCCAUAACUACCAAGACCCACCAGUCCUCCGCCCUCGAUCACACCUUCCUCCACCACAACGGCUUCGCCACCGCCGCCCAGCUCGAAAUCUCCGACAUCGAGAUGAUCGCCUUCCAGUCCGUCACGUACACCAGCCUCCGCGACCUCCUCCCCUCGUCCCCGCCCCUGCCGUCGGCCGCCUCCCCGACCACCAACUCCAGCUGGUACGAGAUCCCCAUCAAGAACCCCCUCGUCAAGCACGCCGCCCUCGCCUACCUCCAGCCCAUGUCGUCGCCGCCCGAGGUCGGCGACAAGGGCCUCCUGGGCAAGCUGAAGGACAGCUGCGGGUGCUUCUGCUGGCUCGGCGACAUCUUGUCGCGGGUCCUGAGGGAGGUCUUCGGGAGCUUCCUCUGCGACGACGACAGAGGGUGGUUCGAGUACAUCGAGGACGACGAGGAAGAUGAAGAUACAGAGAAAAUCGACUGAGCAAGGUUCCCUUUUUUUUUUUUUUUUGGGUUCGCCAGGAGAGGAGUUUCGUAGGUUUGACUGGUGGAUGAGAUGGAAUUGUACAUCAAUAGUGAAGAUUUUUUGCUGUCAGUGGAUUCUUUUGUAAGUAAUAAAGAAGUUCUAAACAGGAAAUUAAUAGACUUGUUCUGAUUCGGCGGC
Molecule: messenger RNA, 1068 nt
Organism: Rhodamnia argentea
Lineage: Eukaryota; Viridiplantae; Streptophyta; Magnoliopsida; Myrtales; Myrtaceae
Exons: 1
Coding region: 415-888 (157 amino acids)
Source: RefSeq, a predicted model, not a curated record